Molecule: messenger RNA, 1999 nt
Organism: Linum trigynum
Lineage: Eukaryota; Viridiplantae; Streptophyta; Magnoliopsida; Malpighiales; Linaceae
Source: the annotation of a GenBank genome assembly
CGUCAACAUGAUAGAAUGAGAUAUAUGAGACGAGUACUUGAUCUAUGCGAUACUCGUUGCAUUGAUAGUAUUAGGAUGAGUCGUAGUAUGUUCAAGAGGUUGUGUCAGCUACUCGUCCGUGAAGGGGGGUUAGAACGUUCAGAUGAUGUCGAUAUAGAGGAGAUGGUCAUGAUGUUUUUAGUUACCAUCGAGCACAACAAGAAGAACAGAAUGUCACAAGUUGACUUUUGUCGCUCAGGACAAACUAUCUCCAAAGUUAUUCAUAGAAUCCUACCGUGUUGUACUUCGGUUGCAUCCUAUUUUACUCCGCCGACCAUAAGCUAUACCAAAAAAUUGUACUGAUCCUAAGUGGAAACACUUUAAGGUCUGUUAAUUAUUUGAAUUUUCUUUAACUUGCAAGGUUAGCUGCAAUUACUAUCCUAAAACAGCUAGUUUUUCUGUGGUGAAGGGUUGCUUAGGGGCACUAGACGGGACACAUGUGAGGCUGCGUGUUAGGACUUAGGACAGAAGAUAAACCUAGGUAUCGAGAUCGGGAAGGGCAUAUUACAAUGAAUGUUUUGGGAGUGUGCAACCCAAACCUCGAGUUUGUGUACUGCUUAGCUGGAUGGGAGGGUUCAGCCCAUGCGGAAAGGUCCUUGGAGAUGCAUUGGCUAGGCCAAAUGGACUACGCGUUGAGAAAGGAAAAUACUACUUGGUAGAUGCCGGGUAUAGCAACUCUGAAGGGUUUUUAGCUCCAUAUCGGGGUCAAAGGAUGGCAAAGAAGAGAAAGCAGGUGAUGCAUGUUGAAGGAGAAGUUCAGCCUACAGGCCCCUACAUCUCGUGGGAUGAGAAGCUUAAUGAAUUGCUCAUACAAUGCAUGGUGGAGUUAGUACAAAGACAUCAAGUUGAAAACGGUUCCUUUAAGAAUGAGACCUUUUUUGAGCUCCAAACCAUGAUGGAGGAGAGGGCUCCAGGUUGUGGUGUGCAGGUUGAACCGCAUAUCCAUAGCAGACACAAGAAGUUGAAGAAGGACUUUCAUGCUCUACACUUGCUGAAAAAUCAGUGUGGUUGUGGGUGGGAUGUUGCAACCUCUACUCCAACACUAGAUGAUGACGUUUUUGCAAGUGUAGUUAAGGUUUUCCCAAACUGCAAAAAUAUGAACAUGAAGCCUUUCCCAUUCUAUAAUGACCUAUUGAAAGUGUCUGGGAAGGUUGGACCUGCCAAUGGAAAGAAGACGGUUUGUAUGACUAAUGAUGUUGACUCCCUAGUGGUUGAUGUACCUGCAUUUGUUAACUUGGAUGGGCUUCAGACGUCGAGUUUAGAGAGGUUUAUGGAGGAUUUGAUAAAUGAAGGGAUUGAGAGUCAGAGGGUCACUCCUCCAUCUCCAACAGUUGUGCCUCCACCUCUAGCUGUUGUUCAUCCAGGAGAAGGGAGCAACAAGAGGGCUAAGAAGAUAGAGAGUAAGGCCAAUGAUGUUAUUGCUGCUGUAGCUCAGGAAUUGUGUGGAUUGAAGCAUGUCAUAUCCAAGGCACUUGAUGCUCUAGGCACCAUUAUAGAAGACCGUGAGGAAGACACUAGAAAGGAAGCUGCAUUGAUGGCUGAGAUUGGGAAAAUAGAAGGCCUUGAACGCUGCCAAGUGCUAGAUGCUGCUAUGGCAUUAGUUGAGAAUGAUCGCAAGACAAGACUUUUCUUCUCUCUUGAUAAUGAGGAGGAUCGAAAUUACUUCAUUCACAACUUACUGCGUUGAGAAGUGCUGACUCAUGGAAGCUAUUAGCUAUAAUAUGUUGUGUCGUAUAUAUGUAUGCAGUGUUGUACAUUUUGAACUGAACACAUAUAGUAUGUAUAGGAAACUCGGCCUCUUAUGCAGAGCUGACUCAGAGGAGCUAGCAUGCAACUGUUAAAGUAGGAGGUCGAUUAUUUUGGAAAGUUUCCAAGCCAUUCCAAUAUGUGUCGAAGAAUUGGCUAUGUAUUCAGUUUAAGUUGUAUAUUUCUGACUUAUUAAUAUAUGCAGGUUAUUUAU